GGGCUAUCCAAGUAUAAAGCAGGGUGAGCCUUUCCAUCAAGCUGUCUCCUUACCUUCUCAUCACUAACAGCAUCAGCACAGCCUCGAUUCCACUCGUUCAGGUUUCACCCCGAGAGCUCUCUUUUCAGUUUACCCCCCACACUCUUUUUAGGACUUCAGAUCCCAGCCAACAACACCCGCCACCAUGCGUUACACACCUCUUCUCGCCUUUGGCCUCGGCCAGGUCGCUCUGGCCCGGAACUCCACCUUCACCUGGAGCUCGACCACCUCGUCUGGUGCCAACCCUACCCAGACCGCUCCCGUCGGCUUCCCCGAGCAGCUGGGCGACUUCCGCUUCUUCGGAUGCCUUUCCUCGUCCGAGCAGUUCCCCACGUUCGAGCUGGUUGCGUCGAGCAACGAGAUGAGCCUCGACAUCUGCGCCGCCAGCUGCCCGGGCCGCUUCAUGGGUGUCUACAGCACCGACUGCUACUGCGGCGACGAGGUCAACAGCGACGACACCCAGCGCGUUGCCAACUCGCAGUGCGACGUUGCCUGCCCCGGCAAUGAGCUCGAGUCCUGCGGUGGCCUCGCUGGCGCCGUCGCCCGUCGCCAGACCGUGCCCCUGUCCAUCCUGCUCUCCGUCUACAUCCGCAUCCGCGACGCCGCCGUCACCAGCGGCGCUGUUCCCACCGGCACCAUGACCGCGGCCCCCACCGGCACCAACAUUGUCACCGAGACCAUCACCGACACGCUCACCAUCACCUCGUGCCCCCCUGAGGUGACCAACUGCCCCGUCGGCCAGGUCACCACCACGACCUACACCACCGAGUACUGCCCCGAGGUCACGUCCGCUGCCAACGCCUGGCACGAGAAGGUCCUCAUCUGCUACGGUGACUACUGCGCUCCCCAGUUCCCCUGCUCCGAGUGCGCCAAGCACCGCGUCGUCUGCGAGGGUGACGUCUGCCACCCCGAGGUCUGCACCAACGAGGAGUACUACAAGAAGGUCGUCUGCAACGGUGACCACUGCGUCUACCCCACCUGCGAGGGCGCGGACUGCCUCAAGAAGGUUGUCUGCUACGGUGACAACUGCGUCGCUGCCAAGUGCUACGGCGACGAGUGCGAGAAGAACCUGGUCUGCCACGGCGACGCCUGCGGCUACGAGACCUGCCAGGGUGAGGACUGCUACAAGCAGUACAACUGCGAGGGUGACAACUGCCAGGUCGUCCCCGCCUGCCAGGGCGACCACUGCCCUACCCCCGCGCCCCCCAUGCCCGCCACCACCACCGGUGCCGCGUGCAAUGGUGUCAACUGCCCUGCUGUCGUCCCUACGGCCGCUCCCUCCACCGGUGCCAACAACAACGGCCAGAGCCAGUGCACUGGUGUCCACUGCGACGUCCCCGUCGCUGGCUCUAGCAAGAUCCUGCCCGCCCUGGGCAUGGGUGCCAUCGCUGGUAUGGCCUUCUUCCUGUAAAGGGAAGACCUGCCAGCCUUGUGUGGAACGCGAGGAGUCUGCUCUGGUCGGCGGACCUGGCGCGCUCGGGUGGUUGAUGUUGGUGUUCGAUUCAGUAAUAGGUAGUUGAGAAGGAUUUUGAUGUUGAUUUGAUAUUGAAUUGGAAUUUAUACUCUGCAC
Molecule: messenger RNA, 1609 nt
Organism: Emericellopsis atlantica
Lineage: Eukaryota; Fungi; Ascomycota; Sordariomycetes; Hypocreales; Bionectriaceae
Exons: 1
Coding region: 185-1450 (421 amino acids)
Source: RefSeq, a predicted model, not a curated record